Camponotus floridanus (Florida carpenter ant) is the source of this 12195-nucleotide messenger RNA. It is a transcript of the gene nonC, whose product is annotated as serine/threonine-protein kinase SMG1. Gene Ontology annotation, cellular component: nucleus. Gene Ontology annotation, biological process: phosphorylation; nuclear-transcribed mRNA catabolic process, nonsense-mediated decay. Bases 579 to 11300 code for a protein of 3573 amino acids. NCBI's taxonomy places the organism in Eukaryota, Metazoa, Arthropoda, Insecta, Hymenoptera, Formicidae. Gene Ontology annotation, molecular function: protein serine/threonine kinase activity; protein binding. The record is from RefSeq and is a predicted model, not a curated record. The transcript has 16 exons.
UCCCAGUGGGAGAAACGAAACGCAGCACUGGGAGUUUUCAAUACUGCCAACUUUAUCUUUUUUCCCAACACCAACCAAACAUAUUUUCGAACGCACUAAUGGAAUAUCGACAUAAAACCGAGGGAAAUGUCAAUUUUUUCUUAAUCUUGGAGAGAACGACUCUUGGAGAAAACUCUCUAGAGGGCAGAGAGGGAAUCUCAUGGUGGCAUGGCAUGGCACUGGCACGACGCGCUGGAGGCAUGGUGGGGUGGAAAUCCAAGCCAGUGAAGCAUUGAGUGUGUCCUCUCAUAACCUCUUCGGGAUCAGCGUUUUCGAGCUCUCUGCUUUUCGCGAGACGGCGUAUUUCCACGAGAGCGACGACUUUCGCUGGUUCACCUCGGCUCGGCUUCGCCCGAGAUUAAAGGAUUCAGGAGCGAUUUGUUCCAAGCACGAGCGUUUCCCUGUUCGAGAGAAUCCCUCAUAGAGCUUCGCGGAGCUUGCGGAGGAAGAGGAGCAGGAGACGAAGAAGGGUAACUCUAGGUAACUGCAAGUCACAUCCGUAAAGUGUGGGUCAUGCAGACCACUUGCAGAGUAAUGUAAUGAAUAGCUGUGGGAACUCUAAUAUUAGCACGAGGCUACGUGGUUCCAAGUGUGCCGAGACUCCAGACGAGUCUAUAAAUCAAAUCGGGGAGAUUGAGAAGGAAGGCAGUGGCGUGAUAAGUGGUUACAGUAUAAACGAGCUUAAUGUACCACGCAGCACCCUGGUCAUUUGCCAACGAAAUUCCAACUAUUCUUCGGAUCACGGCUUCACCAGAUUCAAACCAAGACUCAGCAGUGUUCCAAGAAAUGAAUUUCGAAUGGCGCGCGGCGGCAGCUCUGCAGAUCGUGCCAGAGGUGGGACGCGUGGGAGAGCCUUCAAGAAGAUCCUCAAUGAUCGCGAAUCAAACUCAGAGUCCAGCUACCACUCUACAUCUAGACCCAAGUUUCAAGAAUCGUUGAAAAAUCAUGAGAACGCACAGGGCAAAUACUAUGACGAUAAAAGAAUAAAUGAGGACUCGAGAAUUUCCAAACUCUUGCGACGACUGUGUCGCGAAGAUGAUUACGAUCACUUCAUGGUGCUCUGCAAGCAAGUACAAGAGGGUAUUCUUGCACCUGAAAAUCAACGAUACAUACGACGGAACCUGGAACUUAUUUGCGAGAAUCUGUUGGAUGUUUUGCAUUCUGGCCCUGGUCAAGAAGCAAAACAACAGGUUGCCAAGUGCUUGGGUCGCAUUGGAUAUGUGGUAGAACAAGAUUUUAAAAGAUACAUGGACUGGACCUUCAACAAAUAUUCAUUGGAACGUAAAGAUGAUAUAAAAUGCUUACUAAUAAAAUCAAUUAGCGAGACACUCAAGAUGGAUGCUGAGACAUCUAAAUUGAAAGAUUUCUCUGUGCCAAUGAUGUCCCAAUUACAAUCGAUAUUGGAAAAUGUUGAUAGAGCGGAUUUACUGGUGGCGACUGUCGAUGCUAUUUUACUCAUCAUAGAUUCCUAUCCAGAGACAUUCACCAAUCACUUUCGCGAUACCGUGGACAUACUUGUAGGUUGGCACAUUGAUUCCACGCAGCAAAAGUCCGUCGUACUUUACGCAAGUCGAUGCUUGCAAAAGCUGCGCUCGUUCUGGAUAUCGGAUCUGCAGUUUACAUUGACCUUGCUAGGCCAAUUCUUGGAAGAUAUGGAGGGCUACGAUGAGGAAUUGAGUUCACCUGAGUCUGGUCGUAUCUCACCCCACGGUGACGAUGGAUCUCCGACACCAAGGGAAUGUAUUCUGAGAAUCACGUCCUUAAUAUCUGUCUUUAACACAGUAACCAAGAGCAUGUCCGAGCAUUUAAAUCCGAAUUUUGCGCCCAGCGUACAAUGGUCUUUUCUAACGGAUUGCUUAUCGAAGAUGCUAAAGACUGUCGUCAAGGCGAUCGAAUUGGAAGAAGAGAACGAUACCUGGCCCAAAAUUGUGUCUAACGAUACGGAGAAUUUGAUGAAAUGCCUCAAGAACAUCAGCUCGUCCCAGAAACACGUCGAAAUGCUCUCGAAGCAUUUCGAUAAGGACGAGAUUACCGAGGAAAAUCUCGUCAGGAUGAUGAAAUCGUUGAUUAUAAAUAAGAAGACUGACAAGAAAAAUUUCAGGAUAAUCUCUGAAAAAGGUUCUCUGUCGAAGGAAAAGGGGCAAUUGUUGAUGAACGUUCUACGAUCGGUGGAGCCAAAAGCCAAACAGGCCGAUUUAUCGGAAGAGAAGGAGGAACUGAUCGUCGUCGCAAACGAAUGCGCUUUCUUGCUUCUUGGCUAUCUUCAAAGUCGCAUCGCAAAAAAUCACGAGCUCCUCUACAAAUUUAUCGAUCUUCAAUUGCAGCGAGUCAAUAUCUUCUGGGACGACACCAUUAUCUCGAUGCUGACCGUCAUAUCGAAAGUAAUAAAGGAAGUGUCUGCAAAUUUGCCGCUGGAGUUGGUGCACACGUUGCUCGGCAAAAAUUCGGCAUUGCUGAAGCUGAGAUUCCGAAAUUCUAUCCCCAUUCAGAACGCGUGUCUGGGCGUGUAUCAUAGCCUCCUCAGCUUGAAGAAUAUUCCGUUAUUGCAGGAAUCUUAUCGCUAUAUCCUAGCAGACUUGGAGAUCGCUUAUAGGCUCAUAUUGCCCGAUAUGGACAGUUUAGUCGUGGACAAUCCAUUGAACGACUUGGAUUACACAAAGAGCGACAUUGAGAUAGUAAUCACGUUUAUACUGCUUGCGCUUUCUGACAUAGCAAAUGCGAGCAAUUCGAUUAUUGGAAUGUGGGCUUUAAAGCCCAGCAUCCUCGAACUUCUUGCAGUCAAAUUAAGACCAUAUGACACUGCGCUAUCUACCAUCAGUCCAUUCUUGCAAUAUAGUAUUCUGUAUUUGCUUUAUGCUCAUUGCUCUAGAUACAAUCACUUUGUUCCAAGUUCUAGCUUGAUAACCGGCAACACGACUUGUCGGCCGAUAGAUAUGUUCCCCGGAACUUUAGAUGUACCAACCACAUCGCCUACCAGCGGUCAUUUAUCUAUAAUUCUCAAUCUGAUAGCGAAGACGUACAACAAAAAAACGCCCGUACGAAUUUUGCUUCUUUUGUCCAAUUGGCUGCAAGAGAUUUGCGUACAAUCCGAAAAAUAUAUCGGGAUCUUGAGCAAAACUCAGGAGUGCCAGAGUAUCACCACGAGUUUAAUUAAUUGCGGAGCUACGACUAAUGAUGACAUUGCGAUCGCGGUGUGCAAUCUCUUGGAGAUUUUGAUGACCGCGAAGAAGGUGGAAUGGAAGCAGGAGAUUUAUUCGAGCAUCGUAGAUUUAGCGACGUUGCAUUUAACGUCGUGCGACAAAACGAUCCGCGAGAAGUACGGUUCGCUACUAAUGUGUAUGCCAAUCAACAUUGUUAUACCAAAAUUGAAUAAGGAGUAUUUAUUCUCAGACACUAAGAAAAUACGAGAAAUUGAAACAUAUUCGACGGAAUCGCUAAUACUUGCUCAAAGAUUGCACAUGCGAGGUAAUAAUAACGGGGAGUUAUUGGCGCAACAUUUCAAAACGUAUAUGGCGUUUCUGUUGCAAGAGCAUUACCUCGACGCGGCUGGUUUGUCAGAAAUAUUUACUCUCUGCUGGCCAUCUAUAUCGGAAAGUGAAACUACGGCGAGGAUGUAUGACUUGGCGCUGGCAAAUUGUUCAUUCUUGUUCUUCUGGAGCGGCUUCGAGUCGGCGCAACAUUGCGUGCUCAACAAGCUCCGUACAUUUCUGGGAAAACCCCAGGAAACUUUUACAUCGAUCGAGAGUGCUCUGAAAGUUCUGGCUCGCGAGAUAUCUUACAACACAGACGUGAUAGUAAAGAAGGAGAAACAAAGCUUGGAUCGCAUGUUGCACGAGCAUACGCGGGUACGUCUUUUUAUAGAGUUCCUGGAACACCUGGAAAGAAUGAUUCACAACGCGGCAGAUGGUUGCGCGAUGGCGCUCCUGCCUUUGUCGAAGCCAGUCAGGACCUUUUUCCAUACAAAUAAAUCGACGUGUAAGGAAUGGUUGAAUCGCAUACGACUGGCCUUGUGCGUCGUCUCGUUGCACUCAGGCCUGGCGACGAACGCUCUACGAAACGGUCAGAGGCUGCUGGAAGACUUGAGCAACGCUGAUAACACGCAGGGGAUAGAGUUUGAGAGAGCAACGUUGUGGACAGCGCAGGCGAUGGUCGCGCUGAACGAGGCGGAAGCCUUGCAAGGACUCUACGUGUACACCAAGACAAAGGACAGGCAGUUUCCAUGGCUGAAAGCUGCGAUGGAAGAGGCCGCCGGACAUUACGAGUCGGCAGUGCAGAUUUACAAGCAGAUAAUCGACGAACAUAUGCAUGCUAAAACGGAUGAUGACGAGAACGGUAGAGCCACGAGGCUCGAGAGUGACAAUCAAGUAUUGGGAUUUUGCAUGCAGCGACUUACCAAUUGUUACAAAGCGGUCACCGACUGGUCCGGGUUGGUGGAUUGGAAAUUACAAGAAAAUGAUAUACUAACGCAAGAAAGAAAUACCGUUUUGCGAAGACAAAUUGCGGAGAAUGUCGUGUUGGAGCAGGCAGAUUGUUUGAAGAGGUUUGAAGAGGGGGACCUGAUCAACGUAGACGAACUGACAAAUUGGAAUCUGCUGGACGACGAGAAGAAGGGUAGCUGGAGUUGCGCGAAGGCGCUGAGCGAAUGUAGCAAUAGUCUGGUGAACAUUGCUCUGAGGAUUCGCGGUAACGAAUUUAAGGACUCGUUCGGGAACGUUAUCGAGAAAUGCGAGAAGGUCGCGGCUAAGACGAUGCAAGACAGUUUGCGAAACGUACCAUCGGAAUACCUAAAUGACGCUAUAUUGCUUCAGUAUUCCGCAACGGGACUGAGGAAUUUGUUACGUGGUAAAAAUGACGAAAACGUCUUCGAACUCUACAAGAUCGAUAAGAUCAAUUACAUUAACUCCAACAUUUUAACGCAAGUCUUAUGGUGGUCCAAGUAUUUUGAUCAACCGACCGACAAUAGUUCCACGGAGGUGGAUAGUUUACGAUUGCACGUCAUUCGAACGGCCAGGAAGGAAGGCAAUUUUAAUUUAGCGAAACGGGAGAUGGUCAAGUACUUCAAACUGGAACAAGAUUUGAUCCAACUGAAAAAUUCGACCGCCACCUGCACCUUCGCCGACAUCACCAGCAGCAUGCUGAACGGGCCCGUUCACGUAAAGUGGACGAAAAAUAGCAUGCGCGCUUUCAGAGAAUUUUCUAAAUUGCUGUACGACAUGGAGAACAUGAACGAGGCGUUGAAAGUAUGCUGCGUAACUUCCUUGGGGAUUUCGCAGGCGAUCGUCAACGGCGAACAGUCCGCCGAUUUGCGGGAGAUGGGAACCAAGCUCCUGCUCACCCUAAGUAAAUGGAUACAGCAGGACAUGAAUGUAAAGGACAAUCCUCAGCUGGAAGAAUUGCUCAGAUUCGAAGCCGUGCACAACGAUGGUCUGAUGGAUAAACUGUUUGGCGACACGAUCGAUUUGAUCCCGACGUCCGACAUGAUAAUCGGCAAGCUGAUGCAGCUCGGCGUGAACCAGUGCCCGGAUCUGCCGCACGCGUGGUCCAAUUUCGCCGCCUGGUGCUACAAGUGGGGUCGAAAGAUCGUGGACAACUCCAACUCUGGCCAAUUGACGGACACCGAUCGGUUCAACAUACAAUCCCUGCUGCCGAUGGAUACGACCGAGGCCGACCUCAACACCGUCUUCUGCAUACUUAGCCAGAACAAGACUAUACCCGAGGAUGAGGGCGACAUAGACACAAACGACGUGAACACAUCCGACAUGAUAGAGAACCAACUGAGGAACGUCCCGGUUUUGAAUCACGCCGGCAACGAACACCUUCUCGGCAUGCUGGUCGACAUUUGGCGACAGGCGCAGAAGAGGAUCUACUCGUAUUACGAGCUAUCGGCAAAUGCGUACUUCAAGUAUUUACAGUUGGCUAAUAACGAGAGCAACGAGUGCGACACCAUCACGGCAACGUUAAGAUUAUUAAGGCUUGUGGUAAAGCACGCGCUGGAGCUGCAGAACGUGCUCGAGGCUGGCCUCUCGACAACACCGACCGCGCCUUGGAAGGAGAUUAUACCGCAGUUAUUCUCGAGACUCAGCCACCCUGAGGCAUACGUGAGGACCCAGGUAUCCGAGCUGUUAUGUCGCGUGGCGGAGAAUUCGCCGCAUUUGAUUACAUUUCCGGCCGUGGUGGGCGCCGUUUCCGGUCUGAAGACCUACGAUAAGGUCGUCUACGAGAAGCCGAACGACAACGAUAAUUCGCAGAACGAAUUGGACUUGAAUGCCGCUGAGGAGGACGAGGCAGUCGCUUCGUACAGCGACGAGCACGAAGGUUUCAUGGAUUCCUGUUUCUCCCAAUUGGUCGAUUGUCUUUCGGGUCGCAUCCAGGAUUCGAUAGUCCAGGUGAAGGUGUUGGUGAAGGAGCUCAGACGAAUCACUUUGCUGUGGGACGAAUUGUGGCUGGCGACUUUGUGCCAGCAUCACACCGAGAUUACCAAGCGAUUCGAGCAGCUGGAGAUUGAGAUCCAGCGGGUGCAGAAUAACGUCUGGCUUGCGCCCGAAGAGAAGGACAAACUGAUCGCGGAGAAGCACAGAAUUAUUCUAAAGCCAAUCACGUUCAUCCUGGAAAAUCUCCUUUCUAUGACAUCUGUCCCUGCCGAGACUCCGCAUGAGAGAAAUUUCCAGGAGAAGUUUGGCGCCUCUAUAGAAGAGGUGAUAAACCGAUUGAACAAUCCCAAGAAUCCGUCCAAGCCGCAAAUGGCUAGUUUGGCCCUCAAGCACUUGGAGACCAAAUUGGCGCAACGCGUACACAGACGGGCCGCUUAUUCUCUAUCCAUGACGGAUAUCAGUCCUAUUCUAGCCAAUCUGAAGAACACAUGCAUCGCCAUGCCUGGCGUCGCUGCCGCCGACAACAAGAUCGUCACAAUCAUGUCGGUGGACAACAAUGUUCAGAUUCUCCCGACCAAAACGAAACCGAAGAAGCUGAUAUUCCACGGUUCCGACGGUCACGUGUACACAUAUCUGUUUAAGGGAUUGGAGGACCUGCACCUGGACGAGAGAAUAAUGCAGUUUCUAAGCAUAUGUAAUACCAUGAUGUCGAAGAACAGCGGUACGAAGAUGUACAGGGCGCGACAUUACUCGGUGAUUCCGCUGGGUCCUAGAUCAGGUCUCAUUCAGUGGGUCGAUGGUGUAACGCCACUGUUUAUACUGUACAAACGAUGGCAACAGCGCGAAUGCGCUAUGAGCAGCAAGAGCGGUGGCAAUUCAACGAUUAUGCGACCGUCGGAAUUGUUUUACAACAAGUUGACGCCGUUACUGAAGGAGUGUGGAAUCGGCUUGGAGAAUCGCAAGGAGUGGCCCACUCAUGUGCUGAAGAAAGUAUUAGAGGAGCUAAUGAAGGAAACUCCCAAGGACCUACUGGCUAAGGAAAUCUGGUGCAACAGCAUCAAUGCCGGUAGCUGGUGGCAAGCCACCAAGAAUUAUUCUUAUUCCGUCGCAGUAAUGUCCAUUAUUGGCUACAUCAUAGGCUUAGGUGACAGGCACCUGGACAAUGUCCUCGUCGACCUCAAUACUGGCGAAGUUGUGCACAUCGAUUACAACGUCUGCUUCGAGAAGGGAAAAACUCUGCGCGUCCCGGAGAAGGUGCCGUUCCGCAUGACGCCCAAUAUCAAAACGGCUUUGGGAGUAACUGGUGUCGAGGGUAUAUUUAGGUUUGCCUGCGAGCAUACCUUGAGAGUGAUGCGUAGAGGCCGCGAGACGCUCCUGACCUUGCUGGAGGCCUUCGUCUACGAUCCUCUGGUGGAUUGGCGAGCUGGCGCGGAUACAAGUAUAGCGAGCUACGGUGCCUGCCAGGCCAGGGCGAGGUGCACCGGUGUCGGGAGGAAACAAUUGGAACAGGAACUCACGCGCGCGAUGUUCGCCGUGAGAACGACGGAGAUGCGUGUCGAAUGGCUGGCCAAUCGGGAUGAAUUGGCCAAGAUCUUACCACUGCUCUGUCAUCACUUGAAUUGUUGGAUCGAGACGACCGAAGCGUUACGUCAGUGUCAGGAUUUACUGCAAGAUCGACAUCAGCAACUCGCGUUGGUGAAGGAGGCGCAGGCGAUGGGUCGGACUCAUGCAUUAUAUUCAGUCGUUAAUCGAUACAAUUCGUUUAAACGAGCACGGGACGCUCACGAAAAAGCAAAAGCUGGCUUAAAAGAUAAGAUAGAGGAAUGUGAGAAGCAGAUUAACAUGCAUAAUAUCGCGUUGGCUGCGGUACGAGGAUCCCAAUUGGGACAGUGGCUGGCCGAAUUGGGGAACUCGACGAAUCAAGAGGAUCACGUGGUGUUUGAUCUUGUGAAGGAGUUUUUACAAAACGCCGGACAGAGUCAAAUGAUAUUACAAUGCGAACAGUCAGAGAACGAAUUGACGCAACUGGCUACCCAGCAAUCCAUUCUCAUCCGCACUUGUUUGGACCUCUUGAGCCAGUAUUCCGCUAUCUGCAGCCUGUAUCCUCUCAGCACUCUAUCGCAGCAUCGUACCGUGCUCUAUCACACAUGGGCCAACAAACUAUUGACAUCAGGCACCGUCGAGGCGUGCCACGAAGUCAUGACGCAGUUUGAGGGGAACCUAAAUCCGAUCAACCCAAACAAUCCGCAGGUCCAGCAGAUAAUAACCUUCUCGUAUCAAAUGCAAGCGAUUCUGAACGAUUCGAACGAGAGGCUCAAGAAAGCUUAUGAAAGAAUAGUGUCCGAGGGCUUGCCGGAAGCUGGCAACAGAAUUGAGAAGGCAUAUGUCGAGUCGAAGACGCAGAUCGUGGGAUUUCUGCGACGAGAGAAAGGUGCGGAAAGGGCGCUCGAGUGCGUCAAUAUUACCGCGCUGUGUGCCCUGAAUAAGCGAUACCUGAUGAUGGAGAAUGCUGCCAAAUGCGCCGCAGAUUGCCUGGUGGAUCUCACGUCUCGUGAAGGGGACUGGUUUCUAGACGAGAUGCGUCUAAUGUCGUCCCUGAUCGCCGAGCUGAUCACGCUAAUACCGGAGAAUCAUAAGACGAACAACGAUCCCAAGAUCUCGCUGAUCCUCAAAUGCUUGAAGAGCGCCGAUUGCAUUUAUAAGGGUUUGCAAGAACUUAAUUACAAUUUCCAGACCAUUAUAUUGCCGGAAGCGAUGAAGACUAUCAUCACGGAGGAGCCAAGCGUUAUGCGAAUGAUGGGCGAGCUCAGCGAGAUCAUAAUAAUGACCGGGAUACCUCUCGGUGACAUUUUGGCGCAGCUCGAAAUGCAUCUUCGAUUCACCGUGAUGGAGAUGGAGAGUCCACACGCAAUGAUACAGGGUAUAGUGGCUAAUAUGAGAUUGCGAUUCGAGGCGUUAUUGUCGCGACCGGCGGAGGUUCAGGACUUGAAUCAGGAGGAAACUUUGACCCCGGGUCAAAUGCUGUUAAUGGGCUUCAACGGCCUGUUCGAGAAACUGCAGAUGGAAGGUAAUGCCUUGGUGGCCACUUUGAGCUCGCUAGACAUUCCGGUAAAUUGGAAGAAGAUCGAUCAGAUACGCGAGGCUAAAGAGAUGUCGGCGCCCAUCUUCAACAAGGCAGCCAGACAAGUUCUAGAGGAUAUAUUCCUGAUUAAGAGAUUACACACGAUACAGGAAUUCUUCAUGAUGUGCAGAGAUAUUGCUACCGCGUUCAAGGGCGGAUUAGCGAAUGUAUACGAUGACGAACGACUCAACAAACCUGUCCGAGUGUUUACGGCUGAUUACGUUUCGAGGCAAUUGCUCGGGGUUACGUCGCAAACAUUGGCAAUCGCCUUGUGUUUCCUGUUGCAACGCAUGGGUCUGAACGUAACCACCGAGAUCGAACAAAGAGAUAUCGGAGCAGAAAGCAAGGUCUCGCUGGAGGAGUUAUGCCGAAAGAUGGUGGAUCUGUGCUUGAAGAAGGGAUUGUUCUCGGGCUCGACUUUAGCGCAAGCGGGCGCGUUAAGUAGCACGCUGGAAAGCGCCUGGCGACGGAAACAAGGCGCCAGACUAGCUCAACAAAGUGUCGAAGUGGCUAGAGCCAGUUUGCAGAGACUACAACUUCAGCUAAUGGCCCAUCAUUGGUUACACGAAGAUAUCAUGAUGCUGAGAUCCAACAUAAAUCCAAUGAAUCCUCUAAAUCGGUCCACCUUCAUGUUGGAGCUGCGAAAAACCGCGGCGGCGCUAUCGAAUUUGCAGUCGCGAGUAUGCGAGGCUCGCGAGCAACAACAGAACCUCGUCUCGAGCGCCGUACAACGUCUCAAGUGGGCCGCGGGUGCCAAUCCGGCUCUAGGCGAGGUCAUGUCCGCGUUUGACAACGCGGUGCUAUCAUCAUGCGAGAAAUUAACCAGGCAACACAAUCUAGCAGCCAUGGUAGUCAACACGUGCAAUUCUAUAUUACACUACGAGGCUCUGAGGACCAGAACUUCGGAGAGCGUGACGCACGAUGCCAACUUGGUCAAGCUAAUCAAACACUGGGAGGAGAGCUGCGUGCUGACAGUCAACUUGAACAUUACCGUUACUAUGACAGAGGAAAGCCUCGUGCAGUUAUUGCAGCUGGAGAACAGCGUGGAUACCGCGUGGCUGAAGCAAGCCGAGAAGAUCGUGUCCGAGGCGAUAGUUGACACCCAGAAGAAACUGCAAGAGAAACAGGAGGCUCUUUUUGCCGCCGAGGAUUAUUUGAGAGAGCGAAUCAAAAAUCUACAGAAUGUGCUCGCCGAACAUCAUCGUCUUAUGUCAGACGUUAGAGUACUGUUAAAAACGAUGGUGAAACAGGAGAACAUCGACGGCCUGCAGGACUUUUUAUCCGCCUACCGUUCCUUCACGGAAAGCGUAUCAACGAUCGUCAAGGAAUUGGAGUCCAAUAAUUUCGAUUCGGUUCGCGGCGUGGCGAUCAAGAACGAGUUGGAGACGAUGGCAAUUAAAGCACCCAGUUUGUACAAUCAACUGUUGGAGUUUGCGAGCGAGCGCAAGCUGGAAGCUCCGACGAAGGGCGCAGAAAAGCCGGAGAGUCUGAGGAAGAAGGGUAGCAGACUGGUACGACAGGAGAGCGUCUGCCUGAGUCCCAGGAAAGGAACACUAUUAGCCAGAGACCCGACUACAGGCAAAGCUGUACAAGAGCGGAACGCUUACGCGUUGAGCGUGUGGCGUCGAGUGCGCAUGAAGCUGGAGGGACGCGAUCCUCAACCAACGCGCAAGUACACCACGGCCGAGCAGGUGGAAUACGUGAUACGCGAAGCGCUGAGCAACGAUAACCUCGCCUUGCUGUACGAGGGCUGGACACCGUGGGUCUGAACGAAUAGCGGUUGGCGCUCGCGCGUCCCGAUGGCUCGACAUUCGUCUUACACGACGGUACUCAAGCUCGUACCGUCGCAUCUAUGUCAUCCUACAUUGCCGUAGGAGGCAAACCACUCCGCUCGAAACCAGAUAUGGCGGAGUGUCAUCCGGGGAAACAAGCCAAUCAAGAAACAAGUCGGUUUUUCAGGAUCAACCUCUCCGGCGCGACAACUGAAAACCCACUGUGCUGAUUGCUGAUUCUGUAAUUGUCCCAAAAACCAAGGCUGCCGCGAUCUAUUAGUUACUUGUGAAUCUCUAACGGGUGUCUCCUCUUUCUUUAUGUCUUUAUUUUUCUUUUUCUUCUUUUUUUUUUGUUUCGUCUUGCGAGGGAAGAAGGCGAAUAUUCUUUUGGGAGCCACGAGUUUUUGGGGGGAGCAUAGAAUCAGUCAUGUCCUUACGCUAACGGUGUAGUCGCGAGAAGUUCGGCUGACGAUAUAUUGACGGGAAAGUCCGAUGAUAAUGAUGAAAGUCUCGAUCGUAGCGACGAUCCCAAUUGCAAUGUAAUUUGCACAACACGUCGUAGAUAGUGUCAGGGAUUAGAAGGCCUGGCAUUCUUCAAUCGAGGCAUUUGAAUCGAUUUUUCGUACCGAUGUUUUCAUUUUUAGAUGAAUGUACACGAACAUGUAUAACACACAGACGUGAAUUUGAUGAUUAAUUCGACGAGGGGUCCGAGAUCAUGUAAACGCAACAUUAUUUUCCAAUGGGAUGAAACAGGAUGAGAGACGAAAUUUUCAAAAUAUAUCUGCGACUCGAUAGAAAAAUAGUCUAUUAUUAUUAUCAUUAAGUUAUCGUAUGUAACUGAAUACGUUGAAAUCGGCGCAUAUGUAUAUAAAACAACACACGUACCCGGAUA